AUGGAGUCAUCGUCGGCCGAUAAAGGCUUCUUUCAGAAGAAACCGGCGCUUCCGAAUCAGUUUUACGACGAUGUGUAUUUUCAACGAUGCUUUACUCUCUUUCUGCCGGCCGACAUAAGGUCCAAGCAUCAGGCCGAGGUGGCGGCCCUGGGACGUGACGUCCUCACCGAUCAAAUUUUCGCUUGGGUCACCGACGCUGAACGCAACAAACCCUACGUCAAAGGCGGCGGACGUGACAUCUUCGGGAAAUGGGUUGGCGAGCUCGUCUGCACCGAAGGGUGGAGGGAGCUGCAAAACUUUGGCAUAUCCAAGGGCGUCGUGGCGGCCGGCUACGACACCCCUCACGGGCCCUUUUCGCGACCGCUGCAGUUUCUUCGCACGCACCUGUGGACGGCCUCGUGCGCCAAUGUCGGUUGUCCGUCGGCCAUGCAGGACGGCGCGGCCGCACUCCUCCGAAAGCAUCUCCACGCGACGCAACCUUCGCCCAUGUCGCCGGAGCAGCGAAGAGUGCUGGAGGAUGCCUACGACCGUUUGACCUCCCGGGACCCCAACGUUGCCUGGACCAGCGGCCAGUGGAUGACGGAACGGCCUGGCGGUAGCGACGUGUCACGCACGGAAACGACGGCCGCGCGCGUGCCCAACGAGGGCGGGCUGGCGUCCAAGCAGCAGAAUUUGCCCCUCGGCCCGUGGAGCAUCAACGGCUUCAAGUGGUUCUCGAGCGCCACCGACUCUCGCAUGACGGUGCUUCUCGCUCAGACGGAAAAGGGCCUCUCGGCCUUCUUCGCCCCGAUGCGGAAGCACGAUCCGCUCGCCACCACCAUGACGGGCCAGUCACUGACCGACGGCGAAUGCCUCAACGGCGUGCAGAUUUCCCGCCUCAAGAGCAAGUCGGGCACGCAGUCUCUCCCGACCGCCGAGCUGGUCCUCGAGAACAUGCGCGGUUGGCUGCUCGGGCAGGAGGGCAAGGGCAUCCAGGAAGUCGCUUCCAUCCUGAACCUCACGAGGAUCCACUCGGCCAUCGGGGCCGUCGGAGGCAUCGGUCGUGGUUUGGGAGUCGUCAAGGCGUACACCCAAGUGCGCGAAAUCGGCGCCGGCAAGGGCAAGAGGAUCAGGCUCAUCGACAGCUCCCUGCACAUGCGGACUCUGGCCAAGAUGACGGCCGAGUACCACAGCCUCAUGCUCCUCACCUUCUUCGCCACCUACACCCUCGGCCUCGUCGAGCAUCCGGAGGGUGAGCGAGGGCCGACGCCCGCGCUCGCAGCCUUGGCGCCCCGGACCGCGCUGGCCGAGCCGCUCCUCCGGGUGCUGACCCAGGUGACCAAGGCCUACGUUUGCAAAGCCUCGGUACCCCUCAUGUUCGCCUGCAUGGAGGCCCUCGGCGGCGUCGGCUACCUCUGGAACGAGGAAGCCGAGUACAUGAACCUCUCGCGCAUCUUCCGCGACAUGUGCGUCGGGCCCAUCUGGGAGGGCACGACAGAUGUCCUGUGCACGGAUUUCGUGCGUGCGCUCAAGCAUCCCAAGGGCGGUGCGGACUCGCUUGAUGCGCUCGAGGAAGUCAUCAAGAAGGGCAGCGAAUUUCAGGCCAAGGCUGCGAAACCCAGCGGCUGGAACCCUCUGGAACGGUGGGCUGGCCUGCGAGCACACGUCGACGAAAGCUCUCAGGCGGACUUGAUGACCGAGGGAAGAGAGCUGCUCUGGGCCGUGGCCGAGAUUCUGGCCUCGGUGCUCCUGUACGUGGACGCUGCGACGGAUGGGAAUGCAGCGGCCGAAGACAUCUUCCGUCGCUUCCUCGACGGCAAGUUCGGGAUACCACGUCCGGGAGGGAGUCCGAUGGAGGAGCUGCAGAGGGACUUGGCCAUCGUCUACGGCACGGAUGGUCUCACGGCUUCCAAACUCUGA
Drechmeria coniospora is the source of this 1899-nucleotide messenger RNA. RefSeq lists its product as uncharacterized. The coding region runs from base 1 to 1899 and encodes 632 amino acids. The record is from RefSeq and is a predicted model, not a curated record. Lineage: Eukaryota; Fungi; Ascomycota; Sordariomycetes; Hypocreales; Ophiocordycipitaceae. The transcript has 3 exons. Gene Ontology annotation, molecular function: oxidoreductase activity, acting on the CH-CH group of donors.